Molecule: messenger RNA, 372 nt
Organism: Diversispora eburnea
Lineage: Eukaryota; Fungi; Glomeromycota; Glomeromycetes; Diversisporales; Diversisporaceae
Source: the annotation of a GenBank genome assembly
UAGUAGCAGCAGGACUUCCUAUAUCUGACGUGAUAUUGAAAGAAAAAGAGUUAGAGUUUACUAGAAUAUUAAAUAUAGAAGAUAAAUUAAAAUGUGCAAAUGGUUGGAUAUAUAAAUUCAAAUUAAGAAAUGUGUUACAAAAAUUUAAUUUUUCAGGUGAAGCUAAUAGUGCACCACUUAAUACUCUUCCGGAAGAACGUACAAAGUUACACAUGAUUUUAAAUGAAUAUAGUUAUGAUGAUAUUUAUAAUGCUGAUGAAACGGAACUUUUUUUUCGAAUGGAACCUAAUCAAACACUUAGUACAGAAGCAAUUGUAGGUCGAAAAAAGGACAAAAGCAAAGUAUCUGUUCUUUUUUGUGCAAAUGCUUCAG